CUAGUUUCGUAGGUGACGUGUCCUUUCUGGGACUACAAUUCCCAGCGUGCCCUACACAAACGCACCUACAUUUGACAAUGAUGUGGAUUUGAAAGGCGAUGCCGCUCCACUGGAGCCGUUCUGAAGUGAAGUGAAGUGACUGAGGCCGCAGUCGCAGCAAUGUACGCACUGGUUGCGCCGGCGAGGCGGGCAGUGGUGACGGGCCGGAGCGCUCGGUGUUGGGCCAGGCUGCCGGUGAGCUGGUGGUUCGCGGACCGUGGAGAGGGUCUGGCCGGCGCCCAGGGCUCCGCUGCCAGCCUAAUCACGGAGGGGGCGGCCUCGCUUCUCCGGGACCACUCUAGGAAUGGCGACAGGGUCCUCAGCAUCGCUAACAUGAACCCGCAGGUCCGCGCCACUGAGUACGCAGUGCGGGGACCUAUCGUCAUUAAAGCGGGAGAGAUCGAGAAGGAGCUGCAACAGGGUGCCCAGAAGCCUUUCACGGAAGUAAUCAAAGCUAACAUCGGAGAUGCUCAUGCAAUGGGACAGCAGCCAAUCACAUUUCUGAGACAGGUUGUUGCUCUUUGUACUUAUCCAGAACUGCUUGAAAGUCCGCACUUCCCUGCUGAUGCAAAGGAGAGAGCCCGACGUAUUCUGCUGUACUGUGGGGGUCAAAGUCUAGGUUCCUACAGUGCAAGCCAGGGUCUGAAUUGUAUACGUCAAGAUGUUGCUAAGUACAUGGAGACAAGAGAUGGAGGAGUUCCUGCAGAAUCUGAUAAUAUUUAUAUUACUACUGGAGCAAGUGAUGGAAUAACUACCAUUAUGAAACUUUUGGUGUCUGGGGAAGGGAGAAUGCGGACUGGAGUAAUGAUUCCAAUUCCACAGUAUCCCCUAUACUCAGCAGCCAUCUCCGAGCUAGGAGCCACCCAAAUCAACUAUUACCUGGAUGAAGAAAAUGGCUGGGCUCUGGAUAAAAAUGAACUGAAACGAAACCUGAAUGCAGCAAGGGAAUAUUGCAACCCCAAGGUUCUUUGUAUUAUUAACCCAGGAAACCCAACUGGCCAAGUGCAAAGCAGAAAAGGUAUUGAGGAUGUUAUUCGUUUUGCUUAUGAGGAAAAACUCUUCAUUCUGGCAGAUGAGGUAUACCAGGAAAACAUAUAUUCUGAGGACUGCAAAUUUCACUCAUUCAAGAAGGUGUUAUAUGAGAUGGGUCCGGAGUACUUCAGCACAGUAGAAUUGGUCUCAUUUCAUUCCACAUCCAAAGGAUACACAGGAGAAUGUGGAUUUAGGGGUGGUUAUAUGGAAGUUAUUAACAUGGACCCUGAGGUUAAGGCUCAGCUUGAGAAGCUAUUAUCAGUUCGGCUGUGCUCCCCUGUCCCAGGGCAAGUUGCCAUGGAUGUUGUGGUAAAUCCACCAAAGCCUGGAGAAGAAUCUUAUGAGCUGUUUACAUUGGAAAAAAUGAAGGUAUUGCAUAACCUUGCUGAGAAAGCUAAGUUAACAGAGGAUGUCUUGAAUACAAUUCCUGGAAUGCACUGCAACCCUCUGCAAGGAGCUCUGUAUGCAUUUCCAAGAAUAUUUGUUCCUCCCAAGGCAAUCAAAGAAGCUGAGAAUGACCAUUCUCCUUCCUAUUGAGAAGCUAAAAGUGUUAUUGCAGAAUGUGAAGAAUUUCCAUAUUCAGUUUCUUCGGAAAUACGCAUGAGCAUAGUUGAUUUUUAUUUUCACCAGAGAAAAUAACAUCUAAAUGUUCAAUUUACUGUUCCCCAAUUUUUAUUACCAUGUAAAAUGAAUGUUCACUGAAAUAAAAUGGCAUAAUUAUGGCCUACAAAUCUCAAUUGCUGCAGCUAUUUGCCAGUUUGGUAUUGUGACACCAACUUGUACUGCACUUUUUUUGAUAGUACUUCCAAUGUAAACAUAAGUACUAUUUGUUGGAAACAUUGGUUUUGUUGCACUUCAAGAUUUUUUUUAAUGAAAAUAUUUCUAGCAACAAACAGUAUGAUGUCAAAUAUUUUUCUAGGUUCAAGCCUCUAAUCGUAAAUUGCCAGAAAUAUGCUCUGGUCAAAAGCAGACAUUUGGGGUUGUGCCUUCUUUUUGCCUGAUAGCCCAUGUGUUGUGGGUGGCACUGCAUUAACUGGACUAGUGAACGGCCUUUAUUACACUUAUGUAGCAAGACCAUAUCUUCAGUCGAGGUAGAGUAUUGGUGUGUAUACAGAUGGAUUUUCAGCAGGUUAAAAGCUGAUGCCUGAAUUCACUGAUCAAAUGCUAAAUUGUAACACUGCCAAGUGAAUGGAUUUUAACAAUAAUUCAAAGCAUUUGGCAGUGAGAUUUUUUUUCUGAACAAUAGAUGUAAUGUUUACAUUUUUACCUUUAUAAAGCUUGGGAGGACAAAUGUUACAACUGUCUUUGUAAAUUACAUUUCUGAAUUUGGUUUUCUAUUCAAGGGCUUCCAAGUAGAUGAAUUCAGUAAAACGAAACACAGAUUGGCUUGUCGCAGGAGAGGGGGGAGAAAACUGCAGUCUGCAAGACUUUGUUUGGAAAAAAGGAUUUUCUUAUGUCUUUCUUUCUGAUAAUGUUUUGAGCUUAUCUAUGUUAAUGUCAAUGAACAAGAAAUAUCUGUUCCAAUAAAUUGCCUUUUUUGCUCUUUAAAUUUAA
This is a messenger RNA of Rhincodon typus (whale shark), 2625 nucleotides long. It is a transcript of the gene gpt2, whose product is annotated as glutamic pyruvate transaminase (alanine aminotransferase) 2. Gene Ontology annotation, molecular function: L-alanine:2-oxoglutarate transaminase activity; pyridoxal phosphate binding. The record is from RefSeq and is a predicted model, not a curated record. Bases 160 to 1608 code for a protein of 482 amino acids. Lineage: Eukaryota; Metazoa; Chordata; Chondrichthyes; Orectolobiformes; Rhincodontidae. Gene Ontology annotation, biological process: biosynthetic process. The transcript has 10 exons.